AUGGGUCACCGCCUCGGUAUCUCCGAGAAGAAGCUUCAUCUGCAACACUGCACGAGGCCAAAGGGUAAGUGUCCCCCAAGUAAGGGAGCAUCACUCUGCAGGAUUGUUAUUUGCUUGCUUGUUUGUGCUUGUUCUUUUUAAAAACCAAAUGCCGUUCUGUUGAAUUAACUCUGUUGCCUUUGCUUUCUGCUUUUCUUGCCUGACUGUUUUUGUCUGCUUAAUUGCGUUAGUCCUUACUGUAAGCUAAAUGCCGUUCUGUUGAAUUUGUCUGCCCACCAAGAUGCAAGAAAGCUCUGCAUCCCGUCUCCACCCUUCCUCGUUCCCCCUCAAGUUCUACGGUGUUGUCGUAGGCAAGCCCAGGCCAACUCGGGUCGUUCCCCCACCAAACAUAGUCGUGGCCCAUAAUGGAGUUCGGCAAUCGCCUGACAAAUCCGAGCAGCACUAUUUAUGGAUAGCACUGGUCACCCCCGCGAGGGGGAGAGGGUUAGAAAAGGUGCCCUAAACAAAUGCUAGGGAACCGCGACGUCUGCAGGCUGACCAUGACUGCAGGCGUAAAGCUCACUGUCGAAGCAACCAAACAAGAAACAACACACUCUCUCUUCUCCCUCCACCUCCUCCUCCUACCCGCCAGAUUGCGGGGUGAGUCCGCUCACCCGACGGGAACGGCGAACAGAGCUAGUGACUCGUGAACUGGCGCUCCACAAUCAGCUGCAAUCAGCGAGACCCAGUUAUCCGAAAAAGGCGAACUGGAGGACGUGGAUGCUGGCUACACCUUCUUGUGGAGCAUUCGCCCCAGGGCAGAACGAGACGCGGAUGUCUCCUUCGCCAUCCGGAACGACAUCGUGGGACGACUGUCCUGUCUGCCGCAGGGAAUCAAAGAUCGCUUGAUAAGCCCCCGCCUGCAUCUUCGGGGAGGCAAAUUUGCUGCCAUCAUCAGCGAUUUCACUCCAACGAGGACCAGCUCCGACGCCGCAGGAGAAAAAUUCUACGAGUACCUGCAUGCCCUCCUGGCGACUGUGUCGAAGGCUAAUAAGUUGAUUGCCCUGGGUGACUUCAACGCCCGCGUCGGCAAAGACCAUGCUGCCUUGGGAGGUGCGCUGGUUCCCCAUGGUCUGAACGGCUCCAAUGACAAUGACCUGCUUCUUCUACCAACCUGUGCAGAACACCGACUCUUCCUGACCAACACCUUCUUCCGCGUCCCGAUGCCAGUGAAGGCCACCUGGACGUACUUUUGGUCUAAAAAUUGGCAUAUGCUGGACUAUGUCCUCCUCGGGAGGCGAGACCAGCUGGACAUGCUGAUGACAAAGGCGAUUUUGGGUGCUGACGGAUGGGCCGACAUUCGUCUCGUCAUACCCCAGGUGCGGAUUCAUCUACAGUCUUACAGGAGGCCUCAAAGUAGGCGACUCCCCAGGUAAGCUGAAUACUGCUUUGUAGUCUGCCUACUAACCAUCUCCAAUUCAGCGAUGAGAUAGCUCAGCGGCUAGACAACAUUCCAGCGGCUGUCAAACCUACCAGUGGCUGCCGCCGUCAUCGAGAAAAACGCCUUUGUUGAGAACCGAUGGUGUCAACUGCGGGAUACAGUCCAGGCGACAGCCCUGGCUGUCCUCGUUCACGCACGUCAUCAACAUCAGGCCUGGUUCGAUGACGACACCGCCAUCAGCAACCUACUCGCCGUGAAGAACCGCCUGAACAAGGCCUACGUCGACCGCUCACUGACGACAACAAAGUACCCUUCUGCCGCAGCCGCCGUCCUGUGCGACAGCGGCUGCGCAAGAUGCAGGACGUCUGUACAGCUCGCGAGGCCGAGGAGAUCCGAGGGUACAUGGACCGUAACGAAUGGAAGAACUCUGCAAUCAAGGCCGUCUAGGGUCGCCAACCAAAGGUGCCGCACCUCUUCUCAACGCCGACGGCAGUACCCUGCUCGCCGCGAAGACAAAUCGUACAGCGAUGGACCGAGCAUUUCAGAGGCGUCCUCAACUGCCCUUUCACUAUCUCCGACGCCGUCAUUGCCCAUCUGCCUCAAGUGGACACCAAUGCUGACCUCGACCUACCGCCCUCCCUCCAUGAACCCAUCAAGGCCGUGCAUCAGCUCUCCAGCGGGAAAGCGCCUGGCCCGGACGAGAUCCCCGCCGAGAUCUACAAGCACGAUGCUCCCAACUCAUGCAUCUUCUGA
This is a messenger RNA of Spirometra erinaceieuropaei, 2173 nucleotides long. The record is from the annotation of a GenBank genome assembly. NCBI's taxonomy places the organism in Eukaryota, Metazoa, Platyhelminthes, Cestoda, Diphyllobothriidea, Diphyllobothriidae.